Messenger RNA from Helicoverpa zea (corn earworm), 1908 nucleotides. RefSeq names its product farnesyl pyrophosphate synthase 1, mitochondrial-like. The transcript has 7 exons. Bases 700 to 1830 code for a protein of 376 amino acids. Gene Ontology annotation, molecular function: dimethylallyltranstransferase activity; (2E,6E)-farnesyl diphosphate synthase activity. Lineage: Eukaryota; Metazoa; Arthropoda; Insecta; Lepidoptera; Noctuidae. Gene Ontology annotation, biological process: trans, trans-farnesyl diphosphate biosynthetic process. Gene Ontology annotation, cellular component: cytoplasm. The record is from RefSeq and is a predicted model, not a curated record.
UAAUGUGUUUUCUAAUAACUGGAAAAAAAAAAUAUACCGGCCAAAUUGAUAACCUCCUCCUUUUUGGGAAGUCGGUUAAAAAUAACUAAAUGCGUAUCUAAAGUAGGUACUCUCCCACUCAAAACAAUAACACGAGGAGAGACAAACUAUGCUGGCAUGUCUUAGUCAUUGUCUUUAGACAGCUUGUAGAAGCUUGAUAUAAAGUGUUGUUCACCUCUUCAAGUAAAGUUACUAGAGAAAUACAAAGAAAUAACUAACCUGCCUUAUCCACUUUCUAACAUCAGGCAAAUCAGUUAACUUGGGCCCCUUCAAAACAGUGUCUAUGACUUCUGGCAAUACAUCCUUGAAGGCUCUUUUCUCUGCGUUCAAAUUAAAGCUACGGACACUAAUGGCCGCCGCAUUUUUUUGCAAUCGUGUUCUCGACUGCUUGUAGUACAACGAACUACGUCGGAGCAAUGAUGCCAUUGCACUAACUAAUAAAGCACAGUCACAUUGACAAUACAAAGAUAGGAGCACACAAUAUAAAUUAGUUAAGCAUUUAAUUGUCAUGUCUACUGUCUACCAUGUUCGUGUACUAGCUGUAACGCUGCUACGCAGCAACUAUGUUUAAACUUUGGAAUAACGGAUUACGCCGGUGUAAUGGUCGAGCCGCCAAGCUGUAAAUUGCCUAUUUACAGCCUACAUGUUUAGUCUGCCACAAUGGCGUUAUUGCUCCCCAAAACAUUAUUUUUCAACCAAAUAAGGACAUUACAUAAGACACCGGUUAAAUUAAGUAUACCAAUAACUUUCAAAUCGGAUAUAAAUUAUAAGAAAUUUGAUGAAGUCCGACCCGAAGUGAUGAAAUCCUUAAUGUCUAGUCCUAAGUUCACGAAACAAUUGCCUGAAGUUGGUACCAGGAUUAAAGAGAUGUUAGAUUACACAAUGCACGGAGGAAAACGUAGCACCGGAUUAUCUGUUCCCUUCGGCUAUCAGAUAAUGGAAGAUCCAAAAUACUUCGUAGAAGAAAAACUGCACACAGCACGAUUUCUAGGAUGGUGCUUAGAAAUUUUACAUGCAAACCUACUGACUAUAGACGAUAUAUUGGACGCAAACACGACUCGCCGUGGCCUGACAUGCUGGUACCUACGACCAGAAGUCGGUACAUCGGCGACUAACGACAGCAUGCUCAUAUAUCUAUGUCUGAUGGAAGUCUUGCAAAUUAACUUCGAGAAAGAACCUUAUUAUGUGGAUUUGAUUAAGAUUAUUCAUGAUACAGCCAUGUACACAGGAAUAGGACAAUAUUUAGAGUACUCAUCAAGUUACAGUAAGGAAAAAAAUAAUUUGGAAGUAUUCAACAUGGACCGAUUCAAUACCAUCGUUAUACAAAAAGGUGCCUAUUUCUUCUUCACAAUGCCCUUACUCGUAUCUCUGCUUUUAGUGAAGAACGGAAAAGAAAGAGAUCUUACAGAGCAAAUCAACAUCUGCUUUGAAGUUGGUAAACUUCUACAAUAUCAGAACGACUUCAAAGACGUCUACUGGGACAAAGCUACCUAUGGAAAAGAUGGCACAGAUAUUCAAGAAGGUAAACUCUCCUGGAUUGCCAUAACAGCGCUGGAGCGCUGCAAUGAAGCUCAACGUUCUAUUUUCAAAGAAUACUACGGCAGCAAAGACCCUGAACAUGUUAAGCAAAUCAAGCAGCUUUAUGAUGAAUUGCAAAUGGAUAAAAUGUACGCUGAGUUCGAACAUUCUUUUUAUGAAAAUAUGAAACGGCGAAUUUAUACUUUGCCCACUGAAGGAGAGAUACAAUACUUUUUGCAAAUAUUAGAGGUGUGCCGACAGAGAGCUUAUUAAGUUAUCGAUAUAAUAAUUGUGAAUAAUACAAUCGGUGAAUUGAUGCAUUUUGUCAAAUUAAAUUGUUUUGAUUACGCA